Molecule: messenger RNA, 1593 nt
Organism: Procambarus clarkii (red swamp crayfish)
Lineage: Eukaryota; Metazoa; Arthropoda; Malacostraca; Decapoda; Cambaridae
Source: RefSeq, a predicted model, not a curated record
CUUGGCCCUAUUAUAGUAAACCACACUGCCAGACUCUGCUUAAUAUCCAUGAAAUAUGACCUAGUAUACAAUAUAACAAAAGUGGAUCAGGGAUCCACGAAAAUGGCUUUGCCAACCUUACGUGUCAAGUCAUGCAUAGGCUGCAUUCCUCUGCAAAGGGGAACAGUCAUCAUUGGCUUCUUAGCUCUGUUCGGGUCAUUACUUGAAAUAUUCAAGUGUGUUCUAAGACUGGUGGACUUCGAGUUGUCUCUCAAGCAGUGUCAGCAAGCAGAGAAGACAUUACUUGUCAGACCCACUAUUCUUGUUUAUUUGGACAAUUCAACUGAAGAUGAUGAUGAUGAUGAUGACGAUCAUCAUGACCUUGCAUCUGAAAAGUGCCCUACUGGAGCUGUAAUUAACAUAAUACGCAUUGCCACAGUGCUGAGGGCAUUUACAUACUUUAUCUACUUUAUUCUGACUGAUAAACCGAGUCUGAUGACUCCGUGGUUAGGGUGGCAGCUGGUGCAGAUUACGUUCAUCAUCCUGGCUCUGUUUGGCUUGGUGGGAAAUAUUAAUGAUAUCAUUUCAAGCAUCUUCCUUGUCAUUGUAGUUAUAUACUUCUUCCUCGUUGUCAAUUCAUACUACUUACAGCUCCGAGAGUCGGCAAGUCAGUCUGCAGAUCUGACAGUAGUAGCCGUUGCCCACCCCAAUAUGGAUAUGACGGUGACGAUUCCUUCACCAAGGAAGGAUGAUCCACCGCCACCUUACCCAGGUCUCACUUCAGGGUAUAAUCCAGUCUAUAACCCAAUUGAUAUCACAGGUUAUCCACCUGCACCUCCAUACACACCAAGACAAAAUAAUGAUCCAGUUUACCCACCUCCUUAUGAAAAUAACAUUGCCAAUCCAUCAGUGGAAGGUAGUCAUGUUGGCCUACAGAGUCAAGAACUUCAUGCUGGUGCUGCGUCACGAGACCCUUCACCUCAGGCUGCUGAAGAGGUUGCACCUCUUGUGGAGAAACAGCCUAUACCAAAAACCUAAACAAAUGUAACGUGAAAGAGAAAUGUACAAGGUAUAAAAUACAUUCCAGAUUUAUGCUGCUGAGUUGCAUGCCAUCUGACUGAAAUAAGCUUUUGCCUGUUGACAAAUUAAUAUCAGGUUGACUGCUUGAAUUUACUUCAGUAAUUUAGGAAACGCUUGGUUUUAUCUGGUGUACAUUCCAAAUAAUUUGGCAGAUUAACAGUCAAGGUUAUUGUCAUUAUAAAAGUUUUUAUAUCUUGGUAUCAUUGAACAAUUCUAUAAUAUUUCAAUUAAAUUUAAUAUAUUUACAGUAUAUCUAUAAACAAAUAUAAUAAUGUUUUCAGAAAUAUAUAGUUGCCAGAUUUAUAGUACUAUUGUCCUGCUAGAUUUUUAAUUAAAAAAAUAAUUGAACUACAUGUUUGAAAUUAUUAUAAUGAGACUAUUAGAAUGAAGUGUGAGUGGAUGUGUGUAGGGUACAAUGUGACUAUAGGGCUAUGAGGUAGUGAUGAAGGGGAGGGGGUGGGGAGGCUGCUUUUGUAUGCUUCCAAAAACAAACAAGUAUACACACACACACACACACACACUUAGGCAAUUACA